GUGAGAAGGAAAAAGGAAAAGCAAUGGAGCGAAGGCGGUGUGGCACUGCGGUCAUUCAAAAGCGGUGGGAAAACCUGGUGAAAAGACGCAUACAUUUUCUCUUUUUCUUUUCCUUUUCUUUCUCUUCCUUUUUAUUCAAUAUGGCUACUCUUGAAUAUACUCCUCUAUCAGAUAUUCCUGGUAUUAUCAAUGAUGUGAAACAAACCUUUAGAACAGGUUUGACCAAGGAUCUUGCGUUUAGAAAGAAACAGUUGAAACAAUUGAUACGUUAUUUUGAAGAAAACGAAGCAGAAAUUGAAAAGGUGGUAUGGUCUGACUUGAAAAAACAUCGUAUGGAAGUUCUUGCUGAAACUGCACCUGUUGUUAAUGAAUGCAAGUAUAUGUUGGACAACUUGGAUCGAUUGGCGAAACCUACUUCUCCAAAAAAAGUAUAUUGGAUCAAUGCUAUGGAUACUACCUUUGUGCGAAAGGAACCUAAAGGUGUUGUUUUAGUUUUAGGCGCUUGGAAUUAUCCAAUCCAUCUUGCACUUAUGCCCGUAGUAGGUGCCAUUGCUGCUGGUAACUGCGUGAUUUUGAAGCCUUCCGAAAUAUCAUCCCAUACCGCCAAUUUUAUGGCCAAAACGAUUACAAGUUAUUUGGACCAACGAUUUUUCAAAGUGAUCAAUGGGGCUGUACAAGAAACAAGUGCCAUACUGAAUCAUCCUUUUGAUCAUAUCUUUUAUACUGGUGGUGGAACAGUUGGAACUAUUGUGAUGGAAAAAGCUGCCAAGUUUUUGACGCCAGUAACUUUGGAACUAGGAGGCAAAUCACCUACUUAUGUUACUCCUGAAUCUGUGAACCAAGUAACAGCCAAUCGGAUUGUGUGGGGCAAGUUUUACAAUAACGGACAGACAUGUGUUGCUCCAGAUUAUGUACUUGUACACCGAGAUCAUGCAGAGAAGAUGGUCAGUGCAUUACAAAAGAGUAUUCGUGACUUUUAUGGACUGUAUGCUGAAAAAAGUAACUCUUAUGGUCGUAUUAUCAAUCAACGUCAAUUUGAUCGAUUGGUUUCUUUGUUGAAUGGAGUGCCUUCUGAAACGAUAGUGUUAGGUGGUUAUUCUCAUCAGGAUGAUUUAUUUAUUGCACCAACAAUUGUAUAUCCCGCUCCUGCUCGUGGUGUUGCUUUGAUGAAUGACGAAAUCUUUGGUCCUAUCUUACCAGUGGUACCUGUAGACAAUGUGGAUGAAGCGAUUGAAAUUAUUAAUCAAAAACCCCAGCCUUUGGUUACCUACAUCUUUAGCGAUAACAAGACAGAAAUCAACAAAGUACUCGAUCAAACUUCUUCUGGUGGUGUAUUAGUCAAUGAUACUCUAAUGCAUGUAGUGGAAACCUCAUUGCCAUUUGGUGGUAUCGGUGGAUCGGGUAUGGGUAACUAUCAUGGAGAUCGAUCUUUCACUACUUUCUCUCAUGAACGCAGUACCAUGAUCAAGAGUACAGCUUUGGAACCAGUGAUAGGUGCAAGAUAUCCUCCUUAUAAUGAUGAUAAAUACAAUCUUUUUAGCGUCCUUAUCAAUGGUUUGCCUGCUAGUAUCGGUGCCAAGUUACAAACAAUCAAAACUGUCUUGGGUUCAAGCUAUCGAGUUCUCUUUUCCUCUUCUCCUGCUCCUGAUUCGGAUAUACUGUAGACAUCGUCAUCAUCGUAGUAUUAGUAGUAUUAGUAGUAUUAUUAAUGGUCAUUUUAUUAUGUACAAAAGAUAUAUCAAAAAAAAAAAUAAAGAAUGCUAACUAUAUUCUAAUCCUAUUUAUAUGUCAAUGUUAAUCAUUUCAAAGUAUAAAUUUUCUUGUUGCUUGUCCAAACGAAACCAUCCUAUCCUACUGAUUCCUUGGUUGAUUGUCUGAAGUAUUAUCGAAUCCAAUUCCGUUUCGUUUUUCUAUGUUCGUCCCUUUCCUUUGUGAUUCGUAGUAUUGACAGUUACUUGAUUUUCCGCUAUCUUGCCAUUAUCAUCAUCA
This is a messenger RNA of Halteromyces radiatus, 1989 nucleotides long. Its product is annotated as Aldehyde/histidinol dehydrogenase. NCBI's taxonomy places the organism in Eukaryota, Fungi, Mucoromycota, Mucoromycetes, Mucorales, Cunninghamellaceae. The record is from RefSeq and is a predicted model, not a curated record. The coding region runs from base 24 to 1664 and encodes 546 amino acids. Gene Ontology annotation, molecular function: aldehyde dehydrogenase (NAD+) activity. The transcript has 10 exons. Gene Ontology annotation, cellular component: cytoplasm. Gene Ontology annotation, biological process: aldehyde metabolic process.